AAAAAAUGGAUAAUUCCCAAGAUUUUAAGCUAAGUAGAUUACUCGAUCAAAUUUCAAUCAUCAAGGGUGAUUUAGAAAAAUUAAACGAAUUUAAUACAUUUGUUCUCAUGUGCAGAGAACUAACGAAGGUAUUUGAGACUUAUCACUAAGUUUAGAUUUUUAUGGAAAUGGGUGGAAUUUUAAAAAAGGCUUUCGAAGAUAUCACAUCUAAAUGUAGAUUACUAGAGAGGAAUUGGAAUAUGCAUAAGCAUGGAUCAUUAAUUGAUUUUAUAUUGUUCGAGAAAUAGAAGGGUAAAUGAGCUUGAUUAUUAUAGACAUUGCAAAAUUGAAUGGCUAGAACACUGAAAAGUUUGGAUACAAAGAAGGAGAUUUUUAUUUUGAUUACGAAUCAUCAGCCCGUACAGUCUUAAGACUUAUGUGGUUUUUCGACUUUAUUUGCAAUAUGACCAACCAAUUGAUAACCGAUUAAAAGAAAAGUUUCAGUUCCAUAUGCUCAGAAGCGUAUAAUGAAAGUCUUGCCCCUCAUCAUUCCUUCACUAUUAAAACAGCUGUCAAAGCAGGUUUAUACACUGUUGGAAGGUACAAACUUAUCAAUUACAUAGUCGUGAUAAUUUCUAUAAAGUAGUAUUUAAGGAAAACGAAGACAAAGAUGAAAAAUUAGCAUUAAUACGAGAUACACUUAUGAAACUCAAAACAAGACUAUGGACAUUAUACAAGAUUGAAAAUUUGGAUGAAUUACCAUGAUUAUCAUUAUUAUAAUAUUAUCGUAAC
This is a messenger RNA of Paramecium octaurelia, 771 nucleotides long. NCBI's taxonomy places the organism in Eukaryota, Ciliophora, Oligohymenophorea, Peniculida, Parameciidae. The record is from the annotation of a GenBank genome assembly.